Messenger RNA from Diaporthe citri, 903 nucleotides. RefSeq lists its product as uncharacterized. Gene Ontology annotation, biological process: regulation of transcription by RNA polymerase II. Gene Ontology annotation, cellular component: mediator complex. Lineage: Eukaryota; Fungi; Ascomycota; Sordariomycetes; Diaporthales; Diaporthaceae. The record is from RefSeq and is a predicted model, not a curated record. Gene Ontology annotation, molecular function: transcription coregulator activity. Bases 1 to 903 code for a protein of 300 amino acids. The transcript has a single exon.
AUGUACGAGCUGUUCCUGACGGCGUUCGUCAACGACGUCGACUUCGACAAUGCGAGGUCCAUUCUGAGCUCGUACUGCUGGAGCGACCCAAACCCCCGCGUCUACCGCGUCUUCCACUUCACUGGCCCGGCCCAGCCAAAACCCCUGGCCAAGAGGAACGGCAUCAACGGCAUCCGCCCGGCGCCGGACCCCUUCAUGUUCGGCCUGCCGGGCGCGGAGCCGCUCCAGCCCCAGGUGGGCCCCUACGUCGACCCGGCCUGGAGGGAGCUCAGCGAUAUUGUGAAGAAGCAGUCGUACAUCGUCACCGCCCGCUACCAGGUCUCCAAGGCCACCGACUUCGGCGGGCAGCAGCACAAGCAGCUGGCGUCCACGCCGGGCGCGCUCUUCUGGUCCGAGAUCCCAGACCCAGUUAGUGUCGCCGGGGGCCAGUCGCUCGUGAUGCAGCGCAAGAAGAUCGAGAUCUGGGGCCAGCUCAACCUGCCCGCGGUCCUGAACGACAACGAGUUCCGCUACAAGGCCCAGAUAGUCGAGGAGACGCACGACGUGUACCACCGGGACGACCCCCUGCUCGAGUUCAACCUGGUGCGUCACUACACGCCGCCCGCCUCGUUCCAGGGCCCGCCCUCCGGCCCUUUACCGGCCUUCGACAGCCUCGAGAAGGUCGACUCGGCAGGGAAGUGGACCCUCUGGGCCAGGUACCACGUGCACGACGACGGCGCCCCGGAGAAGAUCAAGGCUGCUCGCGACGCCUUGCUCAAGGCUCGGGACGAGCUCGCCCCGUGCGGGUUCGACUUCAAGGUGCUCGAUCGGAAGGUCUUCGACACCCAGCUUAUGUUACAGCGUAAGACGCCCGCGACGCAGACGCUGGGUCUUAAGCAGAGCUUGGGUCCUGGUCACCGGUAG